CCAUCACCACUCCCCCUGCCCACUGUGUUUUUACAUCUGCUCCCGGUCAUUGCGAGGAUAUGGUGUCGCACGACGUAUGAUGUUGGAUGGUCGACGUUCAUUCAGAGAAGGACAACAAAGUACUGAUAAACAUGGAUCGUUUAUUGGAGGACCCACGUGCUUCAUCAAAAUUUGGUUGAAACUUUUAUUUGCAACAUGGGAACUUAAACAAGAUUCUGUCAAGUUCCCAAUAUUUGCCUUAGUGUUCUUCAAAGAGGAUUAGAGACUAUUCUGUUCAACGGUGAAAUAUUUGUGCUGUAAUGCCAGAACGAAUCAAACUCAAAAUGAAUGGGGUUGUACCAAGUGUGCCAAUAACUACCCUCGCUGGUAUUGCGAGUCUUACUGACUUGUUACCUGAAAUGCCUCUACCGACUCCGCUGCCACAGACUCUGACUAAUAAGUCGUUGCUGUUUCAUCCACGAGUGGCAGAGGAAGCGCAGAUAUUGCUAAGUGUUCGCGAUGAGAAUCUUGUACCGCAGUUGAUAAUGUCUCUGUCACAGACCUCGUCGGAUCACAUUGAACUCAAGGAUAAUUAUGCGAAUACCGAACAGUCGUUAGAAAAUGAGCAAAACACGCCUGAAUUGCUCAAGGCAAUCUUACAGAUAAAUCCUCAUGUAUUUAGGGGACCUCAACACAAUUCUCCGAGAAAUUGGGCGCAAGGUGCGCCUAUGUUGCACGCGAAUCAGUCGCCGGCAAGCUAUGGUCGUUUCUCGCCGUCCUACUCGAACUCUUCAGGCUCUAGGCAAACGCCUCAAGGUAGUCCAGCUCAUCCUGCGGCGGCCAGAUCUGUGCUCCCGCCGCCAUUAGCCAGCGGUAUUGCUCACGCGCAACAUCCGCGAAUGCCAAUUACCCCGCAGAAUCAUGCGGACAUCUCGCAGAUGUCUCCCUUUGCUGUGCCUUCUCCGUCGCCCAGAGGUAACGUUAUGACCGAACAAACAAGAACGUUAACAACGCCCCAGCAUAUGCAAGAGGACACGAACUGUAUAAAUCCUUUAUCGAACGUAGCUCUUCAACCGAACAUGUAUUCGCCGGCUCACAUGAGUUCUCCCAGUGCACCACUCUCUCUCGGCAAUGUGACGCCUCAGCAGCACAACAUGGCUGGUAUGACGCCGCAACACAACAUGCACAUGACAUCUCCCAUGCGCACCAAUAUGCCUCUGCAGCAACAGCAUCCAGCAAUGGGUAUGCAACAGAAUCUUUACGAUCCUAUGAUAAAUCAGCAAGUUCAUCAUGCUUUAGGUAGCGGUCAAUCGUUGGACAUUGAUAGUGCGGUGCAGGAGAAUCAACAGUUUCUUCUCGAUCCGGCAAGCACUCUUCCUGAUAUUGAUUUGCCGAUGGAAAACAUCGAUGUGAAGCAAGGCAUGGAUCAUGCUGUGCAACAUUUAUUAUCAAGUCCUCAGACCACAUCUUAUCCAAGUGUACACGCCACUGAUAUGAUUAAUGUUUUAAAUCCAACCGCGACUAGUGUUGUGCCUAAUGUGCAACAUCAGCAGAAUAACAAUUCAGAAAAAAAUAUGAAGCUUACUAGUACGUUAACGGAAAAGCUGAAGGAGCCUAUUGUUAUGUUAAAUAGAUUAUCGCUGGCUGAUCAAACACUCAUGCAGAAAAGUUUGGCGGCAUUUGCGGAAAAAUCGCCGAGUCGCGCGGCGAAAAUGGGCAUCUCUAAUCGCGAUGACAUGUCAAAGACUGACUCCGAGAGCGAGGAGGAAAUUGGUAAGAACAAUAAACACUUCAAGGCUCGCGCGAAAGAGCGGCAAGUACAACGAGAGAAAGAGAAAGCGGAGAGACGGAAGAGCGAGGAUAAAAACCGCAGACGAAAAAGGAUAACGGACGAAGACGAUGAGGAUGAUAAACGAGAUGCACCGUAUACGCCUACGAAACCAAAAAUACGCAAGAUUGAGAAAAAGCUAGUGCCUGUAUUAGCCAAACUGAGUGUGGAGGAAUUGAUGGAGACCAAUACUUAUCAGCGAUUUAACUCUACCAUAGAAACGAUUUUCGAGAACACCGAGGAAAUAGCGAACGCCGAUUUUGAAGAUGACGGUGAUGUACCUCCUGAAAUACUUAUUCCCAAGUAUCAAUUGCACGAUCUUUGUACAGAAGCAGCCAAACUUAAAACGCUUGGUGCCAUGGAAUCGAUACCCACGGACAAAUUAGUAAGAUUAUUGAAUAUUCUGGAAAAGAAUAUACGAGAUGGCGCGAGGGUAUCCCCGCUCGUAGACCCAGACGAUGAUGUCGAAGAAGGACGAUUAUGGAUGCAAUUAGCAAUGGAACGAGUGCAGCGCGCCGUAGACGCAUCAUUGAUCGCGCUGCAUAUUAUGACCUCUAGCAAUAUGCCGAAGACAGUCUAUUUGGAGGACGUAAUUGACCGAAUUGUUAUUUUUAUGAAGUUUCAACUGCAAAACACAAUCUAUCCCUCAUUCGAUCCUGUCUAUAAGAUAGAUACGAAGAACAAGACUGACAAUUUUAAUUCUAGCGGACGCAAGAAGCGAGGUCACAUGAAAGAGGUGCGUGAAAAAAGUAUCCUGCAGGUUUACAACAAGAUGCAUGAAUUAGUAGGUCUGCUGGCUGAGUUGUUGAAUAUACAGGUUUUAACAGAUACGAGCGUUCUUCACGCAUCGUCGUUGGGCGUUGCGCCGUUUUUCGUCGAAUCGGUGAGCGAUCUUCAAUUGAGCGCGUUAAAACUUGUUACUGUAAUAUUUACCAAGUACGAGAAGCAUAGGAGACUACUUUUGGAUGAUAUUCUGGCAUCUAUAGCGAGACUACCUAGCAGCAAAAGGAGUUUACGCACAUACCGACUCAAUUCCGAGGAUCAUAUACAGAUGUUGACUGCUCUAGUCUUGCAACUCAUCCAAUGUGUGGUAGUUUUAUCAGAUUCGAAAUCUUCGAAGGAGGAGGAAGAGAAGAAGCCCAGUCACGUAGACUCCGAUGUCUUUAUUAUCAAUAGAUAUGAGACUGCCACUAGAAUCGCAGGCAAUUUUUUAACGGUAUUUCUCAACAAAUGCGGUAGUAAGGGCGAAGAAAUAGAUUACAGACCAUUAUUUGAAAAUUUCGUACAAGACUUAUUGGCGACGGUGAAUAAACCUGAGUGGCCUGCCGCCGAGUUGCUGCUCAGUCUUCUCGGAAAUCUGUUAGUAGGACAUUUUUCUAACAAGAGCUCCGAUAUGUCGCUUCGUGUAGCCUCCAUCGAUUAUCUCGGUGUGGUGGCGGCCAGAUUGCGAAAGGAUGCAGUCAGUUCGCAUUGCAAGCUAUCGACCAUCGAUCAGAUCAUACGGGACAUCAAACUCGAGCAGCAAAAGGACUCGGAUUACGACCAGAUAAAAGAUAAAGAAAUUGCAGGAUUGAGCGAGGAUGAAGAAAGGACGGUAUUUUUGCAGAAGGUACUUUUAGAUUACUUGGCCGUUAACGGAACGAAAGAUUCAGCUCUUGGAUACGCGCGUCACUUUUAUCUGGCUCAAUGGUAUCGGGAUUGCGCGUUGGAGAAAUCUCGGGUAGGCCAGUCAAAGAACAGCCCGAGCAAGAAGAUGCAUAAAAAACGAGCAAAGAAGAAAAAUCGGCAUCAUAGCAGCGAUCAGGACACAGAAUCCGAAUUGGACGAACAAGAUCCAGACGAAAACGACAAUAAUGAGCAGAAGAAUUCUGAGGCUUACCGGAUAAUCGAAGAGAAGAAGAAAUAUAUUAUCAGUAGAAUAAGACCGUAUAGCACGGGAACGAAACCUGAUAUCCUUCAGACAUAUAUUGAUUAUAACUCUGCGGAACUGAUCUCACAGUAUCUCGCAUCCAAGAGACCGUUCUCGCAGAGUUUUGAUAAAUACCUCAAGCAGAUCCUCCAUGUGUUGACGGAAUCGUCAAUUGCAAUUAGAACCAAGGCGAUGAAAUGCCUCACGAUGAUCGUCGAGGCUGAUCCGAGCGUGUUAGCGAGGGUGGAUAUGCAGUUGGGCGUGAAGCAUUCGUUCCUUGAUUACUCGACAUCCGUGAGAGAGGCAGCGGUAGACUUAGUAGGAAAAUUUGUGUUGAGUAGACCUGAAUUGAUUGACAAAUAUUAUGAUAUGCUAUCGACUAGAAUUCUUGACACUGGUGUCAGCGUGCGGAAACGCGUUAUUAAAAUUCUUAAAGAUAUCUGUAUGGAAUGCCCGGAUUUUCCUAAAAUUCCAGAGAUAUGCGUAAAAAUGAUAAGGAGAGUGAACGACGAGGAGGGCAUUCGGAAGCUCGUCAUGGAGGUUUUUCAAAAUAUGUGGUUUACUCCGGUCAGAGAACGCCCCACCCUUGAUUCAGAAUCAUUGCUAAGGAAGGUCAUGAAUAUCACGGACGUCGUGGCGGCUAGCAAGGACAUGGGGCUUGAAUGGUUUGAGCAGCUUUUGGUAAGUCUAUUUAAACCGAAAGAGGACAAGGACGACAGCACGAAGAUGCAGGCAGACCCGCCACGAACAUUGUUAACGGCGUGCAAGCAAAUUGUAGAUUGCCUAAUCGAAAACGUGUUGCGACUGGAGGAGACAAAUUUGGGGGACUCAGAAAAAUUGGGAAAGAAAGGCUCGUCGCAGAGGUUGGUUGCGUGCCUGACAACGCUUUACUUAUUUGCAAAGAUUCGGCCGCGGCUUCUGGUUAAUCAUGCAAUCACUCUACAGCCUUACUUGAGUCUGAAGUGUCAGACGCAAGGUGACUAUCAAAUCAUUAGUAGCGUCGCACACACUCUUGAAUUGGUAGUGCCUCUGAUGGAACAUCCUAGUGAGACCUUUUUAGCGCAGUUAGAAGAGGACUCGGUAAAGCUGAUUUUGCAACACGAUAGAUCGGUAGUCGCGAGCUGUCUGUCGUGUUUGGGAUCCAUAGUCAAUAACGUCACGCGAAACUUUAAACUAAUACGAGACUGCUUCAAGAAAUACUACGGACACUUAACGGAGUACAAAUCGUUUUACGAAAAGGACCCGACCAAUCCCAUGUUAUUAAAAUACAGGCCGUUUUUCCGACGAGCGCUUUUCACGGUUGGUUUACUGUUACGUCAUUUUAAUUUCACGGAUCCGGAGGUGAUAGAAGGACUGGCAGACAAUAUUAAGGAUCAAGUUUUUGAGACACUCAAUUAUUUUGUUCAUCUAGAUAACGACGACAUCCGGCAUUUCACUUUGUCAGCCAUCGGUUCUCUCUGCAUACGGCAUUACGAGUUUAUGAUGCUGCCAGAGCUGAAAGAGCUUUAUCAUCAUUUACUCACAUCAGAACACGCACUGGUUAAUAUGAGAAUACAGGUACUCAACAACAUUGAAGUGUACUUGCAGGAGGAGGAAAAGAGGAUGAUCAAACAAGAUCUUGAAUGGGCGAAAAUGUCGAAGCAGGAGAAUCUAAAAGAGAUGGGUGACGUAUCGUCGGGCAUGGCUAGCACCGUGAUCCAGCUUUACAUCAAGGAAAUUCUCGAGUCUUUUCUGCACAUCAACAUAAGUGUACGACACGCGGCCCUUAAAGUUAUCCAACUAAUUUUGUCGCAGGGUUUGGUGCAUCCCGUCCAGAUAGUGCCCUACCUGAUAUGCAUGAGUACCGAUUGCGAGAAGGCGGUGAGUCACAGCGCGGACAAAUGGCUGCAAGACAUUGAAAAGAAGUACCCGGGUUUUAUCCAUAUGAAAUCGCAGUUUGGCAUCAAGUUGAGUUAUCGACUACAAAAAAUUUUACAGAAUGAUAUUACGGUAAGAGGUAUGCGAACGAAGGACGGCGAAUUCCCGGGCGCGCUCAACGGUUUCCUCUAUACGAUUCUGCGCAGUACGAAACAGCAAAGGCGAGCAUUCGUGCUGUCUUUUCUCAAGCGCUUCGAUGAGACUGCCAAGACUAGUUUGUCGCAGAUGCUGUAUCUGGCGGACAAUCUCGCUUACUUUACAUAUCAGGUGCAGGACGAGCCACUCUUCAUCAUCCAUCACAUUGAUAUUAUCAUCUCCAUGUCUGGUACGAAUGUGCUGCAGUCUUUCAAAGAGGCUUUGCUGCCCAAGGAAAACAAUAUGCAAUCGCAGUGUGGACAAUCCGAACUGACAUCGGCACAAAUGACGGGGCAAACGAUACCGACGCCAUCGGUACAGACAACGGCAGCGGGGCCAAAUGGUCAACCAAAAUCAGAUCAGUUAUUGUCGGCUCUAGAAGACGAAGAGGACGAUGAGGAGGAUGAAGAAGCUAUUUUGGUCAGAUUACCAGAUGACACCACCUUGCUCAGGGAGUAUAUUACCGCCAGUCAAGGCUUCUUACUUUUAUUGACACUUCGGCAGCACCUCAAGGAUCUUUAUGGUUUCUCUGACGCGAAAAUCAGUCAGUAUUCGCCUUCGGAAGCGGCCAAAGUCUAUGAAAAAGCGGUUAAUCGUAAGAAUAAUUUGCUUUUCGAGCCCAAGGCCACGCUACAGAGACUACGGGAAGGCGUGACCAAUGAGGAACUGGACACAAACGGUAGGAAAAAACUCGUGAAGGAAUAUCUAGACUUCAAACAAUUGAUGCUCAAGUUUGAUCCCGAGGAACCAGACGACGAUGGUGGUAACGAUGCCGGCGACAUCAGUGGUGGUAAUAAGCAGAAUGCGGAGAAUCCGCAAGCGGCGAGGAUACCGCCGCAUCCUGUGGUCGAUGGCGGUGGCAGAACGAUAGCUGACGGCGCUGUCGUAGGAGACUCCACUCUGGCUGUCGCGGGCGGUCAGCAACAAUUCCAGUUACUACCGCAAUCAAAUCUGAAUCUGAACUCCGCUCCGAUGGAGCAUCCGAACAACUCGGUGAAUUCGCUGCCAGCGGCAGCAGCAGCAGCAACACCAACGACGCCGCGAGUACCGAAACUAACGAUACACGCUCAUCCAGAUGCGAGGGAAUCGCAUCGCAAACACCGCACGCACAAGACGGACAAAUCGGUGAGGAAGCACAAGAAGAAGAAGAGGAGAAGAAUCUCCGACACCAGUGACAGCGGGGAGGACUAUAGUGACCCUGACUUCCUCGUGUGAGUGCAGUGGUAUAUCUCAUCCUAUGUGUACAUAUAAAUAUCCGUGAUAGUGUGUGCGUGCGAUCCGUCGGCUGGAAUGACUCACGUUCCACGGCCGAUACCUGGACGCUAUUGUGUAGCGCGACCGUCCCUUUCCCCUGGUUUCCUGAAGCGAUUCUCUUUCCCAGCCUCUCAAAGUUGUGCUACGACUUUGAAGACGAUUCACUGAGACCGUUUCAGGUCAAGAAACUUCAUAGAGACUAUAAUAGUGAUGUGGGAAUGCGUGUGAGCGCGAGAGAAAGAGAGAUAGAUCUUCGGUAAGAAUGAUAGCCAGAGAUUUUUAAGUGCGAUCGAUUGAAGUAGGAUUAGCGUGUUGUUGGCCGAAAUGGUGGGCAUCCGAGGUUUAUCGAUCCGCCAUGCCGUUGUUAGCGAGAUCGGCUCGUUAAAUAUUUCGUGCGACCGUGCUCGGAAACUUGUGGCGGAUUCAUUCGAGAAUUAGCUUCUGCUUCCUCCCUGUCGAGACGCUUUCGAUUAGGGAGCUUAUAGAUGAUCACACGAUUCCGCCGAAAUAGUGCAGAAAGCAAGGGAUUACGAAUGAUUCUCGAUAAGAUACUAUGAACAAGUUUCUCGAGAGAAAUCAGUACAAUAAAUUACGUUCGCGAACAAAAUUCACUUGUAAAUAAUAUCACAUACAAGACGAUGUCUAAUACAACUGUUAAUUAAUUCUUUUCAUGGAGAAAGAAAUUAGAGCGCAAAGAGAAAGAAAAGCAUUAAAAAAAAAACGAUAUGAAGAAUGAUCGUUGUCAAUCGAUAUAUUGGUCGUCGUUGCUUCCUCUUUCUCCUUUUUCAGACUGAAUUUGAAAAAAAAGUAAGCACUGCUUAUUUCGAUAAUGCUAAAUUAUUAAAAUUUAGAUACAUUUAUGCUAAUGCGCGUGCGCGCGUUGAUUUAUAGGUAAACAUUAAAAAUAUUUUGUGUUUUGUGCUUUAAAGUUUAUUGAAAUUAAAGUAUGUACACACACAUAACUGUGCACAGAAUAACAUUUCCAAGACGAUUACUCUAUAAUACUUCUGUAAUAAUAUUUUAAUCAUUGUAAAAAAAAAGAUAGAAAAAUAUAUUGCUGCUUUAAGACACAUUUGACAAAUACAAAUUUAAUAAAAAAAAAAAAAAGAUAAAAUUCAAAUGUAUGGUUUGAUAUUAAUCUAAUAAAAAGAUUACUUGAAAGAACAAACAAAAAAUUUAUUAUAAUAAAAUUUAUUUGAAAGACGGUAAUAUUUAUAUGAUAUUAAGAAUAUUAAGAUUUAGAGAAAGAGUUUAAGAAUGUGAUAUCAAAUAUUAUUUAUAUUAAUUACAACGUUUAUUAAAUACAUAAAGUUUCAAAAUAAAUUAUUUUGUGCUUUCAAAAGUGUAAUACAGAAUUUACAUUUAAGAAAUGAUUACAUUAAAUAUAAAUGAUACGCAAAAAAAAAAGAGAUUAGAGAAAAUUAUACGUUUAAUUUUUAAGCAUAUCCGGCAAUUUUAAAAAUAAGGCCAGAGUAUUAUCGAUAUAAGCGGUAAUUACUCGCCUUCAAGGAGCUGUACCAAAUAUCAAAGGUCCACAAAAUUCGACAAACGAUACGAAACGAACUUCGAUGGAGGGCGGACCCGUAUAGAUCCUCUCCUGCAGUAUGUAUAAUAAUAAAGGUGUGUAGCAGGACGCGUUGCCUAUGCAUUACGAAACGUUGUUUGUAAUAUCUGUACAUAUAAAAAUCUUCAAGUAAAGUAUCUUAUUUUCGUACAAACUAUAUAGCGGUGACAUUUACGAAGAAUACUUAAGAUUUUGUUGUAAUAUUAAGUAUUUAUUCAGGAUUUAUAUGUUGUCCCAAUAUAGUUUGCUUCAUAUACACACACACUCACUCGUCCUUGAUGUACGAAUACGAUAAAAAAAAAGAACAAAAUAAAAGAAAGGUAUCAUUUUUAUACAAGCUUAUAGAGGUAAACGGUAAAAAGGGACCUCUUAUUAACAUGAAAGAAAUACGGGAAAAAUUCACAGCGCGAUGUGACAUACCUACUCGAGAAGAGUGCGAUCUUAUACAUUUUCAUUUGUCAUAAUUGAAAUAAUCAUUUGAAAUAGUUAAAUAAUUUUACUAUUAUUCUACAUUUGUAAAUCCUUAUAAUUUGCAUUUGAUUUAUGUAUGUAAAUUAUAAGAAUGUAUGAGUUAUACACAUUAGACUGUAGACAAUUCACAAUUUAAAAAAAAAAAAGUAUUUAGUAGUAUUAUUUAAAUAUAUAUGUUUGUAGAAAAUAAAUAUUUCAAAAAUUAAUUAUAGGAAAUGUAACACAUACAUACACAUAGUAAUUAAAAAAUAAUUGAAAGAUUCGUAUUCUUUUUUACAAAACUUUUUACGAAUGGAUUCAAUUUUCAGAUCGCACUCUUCGCUUUCGUUUUUCGUUUCCUUCGCCAGUAUAACAGCUGUUACUAUAUUCAAAAAGAUACGAUGAGUUUGUCGGACGAUGUAUAUGAACACAAGAAAAAUAUCUUUUUCUUUUUCCAUAUUUAUAGAAAUCCAAACAUAUGAUUUAAAUGCACUUUUUUACAUGACUAGAUUCAAGGCAGCUAUUAUUUCGAAAAUUAUAAAGGAGUUGUAUUCGUGAAAUUUUUUUACUGCAAUGAUUAAUUCUUUUUAUAUAUUUAUAAUUAACGCGUACACAAGAUAUAAUGAAAGAAUAAAAAGAAAGAAGCGAGACAUCAUCGCAUUCUUUUUACGGGAUGGGAUGCGAGCGCAAACUGAUCCAAGAUAUGAUCGUACCUCUCCCCCCAUUAUCCAACUAAAUCAAACUUGAACACCACUUAGAUAUAUUUGAUACCUGUUUAUCAAUAUCGAAUGUCGCGAUUUAUCUUAUCGUUAGCUCGCUAGUUGAGCGCACGCAUCUCUUCGACCGAAAAAAUGAAGUUGGAAACGGAGACUACGACGAUUCGACCAAAUAAACGCCUCUUUGUUCUUCUCGCGAAUUUAUGUUAUGUUUCUUCUUGUAGCGGAUGUUGAGAAAUUUGCUAGUAGCAAUUAUCGAUUAUACGAGGUCUUUAUUCUAGAAUGAGUACAUAAAUAGAGGAGAAAAUGAAUGGAUGCUAAUACAUUUAAACAAUGAUAUGAGUUUCUUUUUUUAUAAAAAAUGAAUUUAUUAUAUUAUCGAAAUGUCUUUUUCUUCAAAGAUUUAAAAUAUUGAAGAAAAUAUUUAUUUAUUGCGCAUGAGAUUCUGCAUAAACAUUUUGUGAAUAUCUUUAUUUUCAAAUAAAAGAUACAGAUUCGUUAUUAAAUUCUAGAAGAAAAGUAUUUAACACCAACUUGUAUUAGAACCAAUUUUCUCUCUCAUUUUUAUGUUAAUUUCACAUUCUUUCAAUUAAAUUACAUUUAAAAAAUUAUAAUUUUUUAUUUUGCAUACAAUUAUCAAAUUUUUUUCCCGCGAUUUUUUUUCCCAUGGAAAGAAUAUUAUUCCUUUGUGUUUCGACAGAGACGUUUAUCUGAACAUUGAUAACGCAAUGCAUUUAUAUUUGAUCACAAGAGACUACGAGGCGUAAAUUUUUACAUUUAUGCGGAUUUGAUAACUAUAUUAACGAACGCAGAAUCUAGAAAGUACAUUCUUUCAUAUCCUUGAUUUACGAUUAUACUCGCGCUUUACCGAGGUCCAGAUGUACACUCGUCUAUAUCACAUCAUCAAUAAAACUGGCAGUAAAAAAUGUAUGAAUUCAUUCGUCUAGCUUUAAGAAUACGCGUCGAUUUUUGAAGCGCACGUGGAAAUUUUGCUGUCAAAAAAAAAAAGCUUUUUUUCACGCAUUUAUCUCUCUUUUUCUUUACAUAAUUGUCAAAACUAUGUUCUACAAAUAAAGAGUGCAAUGAUAUUAAAUUAUAUAUUUUUGCAAAUGCCAAAAUUUGUUAAAUUUUUGCACGAUGUGAUUAUCUUUCGAAGAAAGUUUAUUUACACAUGCAUAUAUGUUUAGCAAAUUUGAUCACGUGCGUUUCUGAUGUUUAGAUUAGUAAAAUUCUCGGUUAUUAACUGUGUUCUCGGUUUCUUUUAAAAAGAAAAAAAGAAAACUUGCUUCGUGUUUGAUGCAAAUUUGAAAUAAACUCCAUAUAAAAGACUGUACACAUCAGAAUGAUUUUUAUGAACGAUGAAUGAUUAUCGAAUUCGAGAAAGAAGCAAGAUGUGAACAAAUCGAUAUAAUAAUUGUCACGUUAUUCCAAGCAAUGUGCGUAAAUCUGUCAUUAAAUCACUAUUUGUUAUAAAGUUUUUUCGAUUUUUGAGAGUUGAAGCUUGAUUUUGUUCUUGCUUUUUGUAAAAAAAAUAUCGCUUAUUUUAAAAUCUUUUGGUGUAAACAGUAAACUACCUAACCCGAAAUUUUCUGCUUUAAAGUCCCUAAAACUAAUAUUAUAAUUUAUUUAUUUAUAGUUUUAUAACUCAUCAAGCUUUAUAAGAGGAUAGAUUCUCUUACUUUUGUUAUUUCAUUAUUAUUAUUACUAUUUAUCAAUUCAAAAAAUCAGUUUUUGUCGCGAGAGACUUAACUCGCAAAGGAAUUAGAUUCUCUUUUUAUAAAACGUGCACUAUAUAAAAUAAUCUGCACACAUAAAUUAUAAAAUCUCGUUUUCAAAUUUGUACCGUUCCCGAAGCGUGCAAUGUUAGAAUUUAAGCGAGGAUUGUUUCUUGUACAAUUUUCUUUCCGAAAACUUACGGAAGCAAUAAUUAAUCAGAUUCUCAUUAAAUUGUUUAUCUUCGGAUAAUAUGCCCAUGGGCGAGUCUUAGAGGAAAAGCAGAAGGUUACUCGAUUUUCUUCAGUUUUUAUAAAUUUAGUAAUAACUUAUAUGUCUAAAAACAUAAAAAAAUGUUUGCAAAAAUAUUUACAAAUCUGACGAUUUAACAAGAAAAAUUAAAUAACUCAUGAAAGAAAAAGAAAACUGGACAAGAGAUUAGUUUAUUCGGCAAUUAUAUGAAGACAAUUUUUAAACAUGGUAUUGUAUCCGUCAUGAUAUUGAUUAUGAUUAUAAGAAUACUAGUGGUUCUUUUAUAUGUUUUUCUACCGCGCGUUUAUAUAAAAGCGUAUUCUUUAUGGACAAUGUAAAAAAGCCAAAACAUUUAAUAUAGGAGCUGUAUGAUUUCGUGCGAUCUCGGUAGUAGGAAAGUUUUUUCCGAAGUCAGCCUCAUUAUUGUCACGAAAAAUUCGAGAAAGUCUCUUUUCUAAAUCUAAACGAUAUAACUAUGAUUAUGAAUAUAUACAUAGUACAUAAUAUGCAUAUGCAAUUAUAUCUGUAAAUAAUUUACGAAUGUAAAGAUUCUAAUAAAAUUUAUCAAUAACUUAUGAGUUUUCCAGAAUCCUCUCACGAGAAAAACUUUCCUGCGUGCCGAGAGCUUUUUUUUCAACGUUAUCGCUAAAAUCAUUUUCUCAACUUUAUCUUUAAAUACAAUCGGAAGAAUUUAUACAUUUUGUUUCGGAUUUUUAUUUUAUCAACGUAUGUAUAUAUAUAUAUAUAAUUCGUGACAAUCUUGCAUUUUUUAUAAAAUAUUCUUUCGAAGCGUUUGUUAAAAAAAUAUGCAGAUUUGUUUAAUGAAAAUUAUUUUCUGUAACAAUCUUAAUCGAUAUUUGGAUUUUCAUAUUCAAUAGCCGAAUUUUUUUUUAAGAAAAGAAGAGGCGCGUUGUGUGAAACAAAUCGAGAAGAAUCACUAUUAUUCACAAAAAUGAUGAAGUUAUCAUUAAUAAAGUAAAGAACAUUAGAUAAAAUAAAAUCGGAUGUAAUUACACGCGAACUUUUGCACUGACUGAGCAAACGAAUGUUGGAAUGAUACGUUACUGGGAACGAAAAAAGUGACUCCGCUGUACAAAUGUUCACACGUGUACAUAUUUAUCGUUUAGAUGUCGGCAAAGUUAGUGAUAAACAAAUUACAGCAACCGUUAUGAUUAAUCGAAUGACAUGUAUGCCGAAUGAGAUGGAAAAUAUAAUUGAAAGAGAGUGUGCGUUAAAUAUGAUUAUUGUUUGUUAUAAUAAACAAACUCUUCUAGGCGGUGCGCAUUAUAAAUUCUAAAUAAUUAUAUUUCUACGUAUAUAUAUAUAUAAAUAAAUAAAAAAGUAUAGAUAUACAUAUACAUAUAUAUGUAUUGUCUAAACGAAGAAAGAAGAAUGCGUUUUAAGGUCUUUGCGCGUAUUCUUACAAAGGACGAAAGUGCCAUCAUAUCGCGUCGCGUAGGAUUAACCCGUGACAUGUAAACAAAUAUAGUAAUUAGUAAUAGUAAAAUAAUUGAUAAGAAGAGCGAGUUAAAAAUAUAGCGGGCGAACAGAUUAUCGUACUCGGCGCGAUACGAGACACACUUGUGUAUUAUAGCAUUAUACAUAUAUAUAUAUAUAUAUAUAUAUAUUAUCACCUAUGUUUUUGUAUUUGGUAAUCUAAAACGAAAAAAUAUCGAAUUAACGAACAGAAGAUUAAUAGAAAGUAUAUUAUAUAUAUUUGAGUAAAUGCUCCGAGGGUUGGAGUUAUCCGAGACGAUGUUGAUGAUAAUAUAGUCCCUUUUUCUUUCUCUUUCCUUUAUCCUUUUUCUGCUCUUGAAAAUAAAAAAUAACGAGAUUUAUAGAGCGGUUUAUAAUAUAAUUGUAAAGCUGAGAAUAUGCACAUAUAACGAUCGAUCUUGGAUAAAAUCAACACUCGUUUACUCAUAAUUUAUUAUGUACAUCGUCUGAAAGAAACAGAAAGAUACGUUCGUAAAGAAAAAUAAACAUAAGUAUAUACCAAUGUU
Cataglyphis hispanica is the source of this 13720-nucleotide messenger RNA. RefSeq names its product nipped-B-like protein B (gene Nipped-B). Gene Ontology annotation, cellular component: Scc2-Scc4 cohesin loading complex. Bases 300 to 6983 code for a protein of 2227 amino acids. Gene Ontology annotation, molecular function: chromatin binding. Gene Ontology annotation, biological process: establishment of mitotic sister chromatid cohesion; replication-born double-strand break repair via sister chromatid exchange; establishment of protein localization to chromatin. The record is from RefSeq and is a predicted model, not a curated record. The transcript has 3 exons. Lineage: Eukaryota; Metazoa; Arthropoda; Insecta; Hymenoptera; Formicidae.